Molecule: messenger RNA, 1699 nt
Organism: Eriocheir sinensis (Chinese mitten crab)
Lineage: Eukaryota; Metazoa; Arthropoda; Malacostraca; Decapoda; Varunidae
Gene: UQCR-C1
Product: mitochondrial-processing peptidase subunit beta-like
Exons: 9
Coding region: 64-1497 (477 amino acids)
Cellular component (GO): mitochondrion
Molecular function (GO): metal ion binding; metalloendopeptidase activity
Source: RefSeq, a predicted model, not a curated record
UCCUCGUCGCUGGAGCUAGCCCUGGAGCCUCCAUGUUCUGCCGAGCCAUUCCCCUCCACCAAGAUGUCUCGCCUGGUCCGGCCGGCUGGCGCUCUCCUCAGGGCCUACACCAACAAGACGGCCCUGGUCAAGCCUGUGCGAUGGAGGGCUACAGCUGCUGCCGCCAGCUAUGAGCAAACACUCCUUAAUGUGCCAGCCACACGUGUUACAGUGCUGGACAAUGGCUUGCGUGUGGCCACUGAAGACUCUGGGGCACCCACAGCUACUGUUGGUCUCUGGAUCGACACCGGCUCUCGAUUUGAGACUGAUGCUAACAAUGGAGUGGCACACUUUCUGGAGCAUAUGGCCUUCAAGGGAACCUCUAAGCGCUCUCAAACUGAUCUAGAGCUAGAGGUGGAGAACAUUGGGUCACACCUCAAUGCUUACACUUCCCGGGAGCAGACUGUGUUCUACGCCAAGUGCUUUUCCCAGGACAUCCCCAGGGCUGUGGAGAUCCUCUCAGACAUUAUCCAGAACAGCAAGUUUGGAGAGGCUGAAAUCGAACGAGAACGUGGUGUGAUCCUGCGUGAGAUGCAAGAAGUGGAAAGCAACCUGCAGGAGGUGGUAUUUGAUCAUCUGCAUGCUGUGGCCUUCCAGGGUACCCCACUAGGCCGCACUAUCCUGGGACCCACUAAGAACAUCAAAUCCAUCUCUCGCAGUGACCUUGUAGACUACAUCACAACACAUUACAAGGCUCCACGCAUUGUGUUGGCCGGGGCAGGUGGCGUUGAUCAUGGCUCCCUGGUUAAACUGGCCGAGGACCACUUCAAGGGUCUCGGCGUGACAUACGAAGGGCAGACCCCUGAGGUAGCCCCCUGCCGAUUCACUGGUGCAGAUAUUCGUGUGCGAGAUGAUGCCAUGCCCCUCGCUCACAUUGCCAUUGCUGUGGAGGGUGCAGGCUGGGCUGACUCAGAUAAUAUCCCUCUCAUGAUUGCUAACACCAUCAUUGGCUCCUGGGACCGAACACAUGGUGGAGGUGCCCACAAUGCUUCUAACCUUGCUCAGGCUGCUGUCCUUGGGAACUUGUGCCACUCAUUCCAGUCCUUCAAUACAUGCUACAAGGAUACUGGCCUUUGGGGGAUGUACUUCGUGUGUGAGCCACUCAAGAUCGAUGACUUUAUGUACAACCUGCAGUCAGAAUGGAUGCGUCUGUGCACCAAUGUAACAGAAUUUGAGGUGGAGCGUGCUAAGAACAUCUUACGCACCAACCUUCUGCUGCAACUUGAUGGUACCACCCCUGUGUGUGAGGACAUUGGACGACAGAUGCUGUGCUACAACAGGCGCAUUCCCCUGCAUGAACUGGAUGCCAGAAUUGAGGCUGUGACGACUGAUGUUGUGCGCGACACCUGCUACCAGUAUAUCUACGACAAGUGUCCUGCUGUUGCUGCUGUUGGUCCCUGUGAGCAACUACCUGACUACAACCGUAUCCGCUCCAGCAUGUACUGGCUCCGAGUGUAACCAGCUCACCUGUCUUCCGGGGUGUUUGCAGGACUAGUAGCAUGGUAUUUAUUAUAAGAUGAAAAGAUUAUGUAAAGAACUACAAGCAUCUGUCAUCGAUUUCCCCCCACUAUUUCUGUUUCCCACACUUGUCUUUGUACAUUCAUAAUACUUGUACAUACGAGGAAUAUUGUACAAAAGAAAUACAUCAAUAUAAUCAUUA